Hibiscus syriacus is the source of this 2201-nucleotide messenger RNA. Its product is annotated as pentatricopeptide repeat-containing protein At1g80880, mitochondrial. The coding region runs from base 47 to 1672 and encodes 541 amino acids. The transcript has 2 exons. Gene Ontology annotation, molecular function: protein binding. NCBI's taxonomy places the organism in Eukaryota, Viridiplantae, Streptophyta, Magnoliopsida, Malvales, Malvaceae. The record is from RefSeq and is a predicted model, not a curated record.
AGAAUGAAAAUGUUACUCUCCUAGCCAGUAGCUGAACUCAACGUAGAUGAUGGCCCUUCUUUCUCUAGCAAGAAGACUCCGAAGGAUUCACUCUCAUACCCUAUUUCCAUUUCUUGUUCAGCAUCCUACCACUGUUACCUCGCCUUUUCUUUCUUCUUCAACCCAACAAUUUCUCUCAUUGGCAUUUCAUCGAACAUUCUUUAUAUCCUCUCAAAACCCGCUUUUCACCUCUAAUUUCUCCACGCACCAAUCCCUUUCAAGCCAAACUCAAACCUACCCAUUUGAGAUCACUCCGCCAGCAAUCCUUGACUCAGAUCCACAAGUUCCAGCUCUCCUCCAUUUGCUUAAACGGCUUGACCAUUUUAGCUCUGAACCUGAGACCAUGGCUUCUCUUAACGAGUCUGGUAUCAAGGCAACUCUGGGCUUGGUGUCUUCAGCGAUUUGGACAUUGAGGGAAGAGUGGAGACUAGCCUUUUUGGCUUUUAAAUGGGGUGAAAACUGGGGAUGUAGCGGUCAAAGUACCUACGAGUUGAUGAUCUGGGUGUUGGGAAAUCACAGGAAGUUUAACAUGGCUUGGUGUUUGAUUCGAGACAUAUAUCGUUCUUCGAUGGAUACAAGACGGGCAAUGUUUAUAAUGAUUGAUCGAUACGCAGCCACAGGUGAUCCAUGCAAAGCUAUUCAAACUUUCCAUACAAUGGAGAAGUUCAGAAUGACUCCGGACGAAGAAGCAUUCAGUACCCUCCUAAAGGUUCUAUGUAGAUAUGGCAAUGUUGAAGAGGCUGAAGAGAUAAUGCUUGUAAAUAAGAAGCUCUUCCCGCUGAAUGCUGAUGGCUUCAACAUUAUUCUCAAUGGUUGGUGUAAAGUUUUGGUUGAUGUAGUUGAAGCAAAGAGAGUUUGGAGAGAAAUGUCGAACUAUUGCGUUAUACCAAAUGCAACCUCUUAUACUCGUAUGAUUUCUUGUUUCUCAAAAGUUGGAAAUCUCUUUGACUCACUGCGACUCUAUGAUGAAAUGAAGAAAAGAGGCUUGGAUCCAUGCAUUGAGGUCUACAAUUCACUGGUGUAUGUCCUAGCUUGUGAAAAUUGCCUAAAUGAAGCUUAUAACAUCCUCAAGAAAAUGAAAAAAUCUGGGUUGCAGCCAAAUUCUGCCACUUACAACGCAAUUAUACGUCCUCUUUGUGAAGCAGAGAAGGUUGAGGAGGCAAGAAAUAUUUUGUUCACCAUGAAAGAAGAGGAUCUUAACCCAACCAUGGAAACCUACCAUGCAUUUCUUCAUGGUGUUGAUUUUGAAGGAACUUUAGAAAUUCUUAACCAUAUGAAGGCUGCUGGUUUAGGUCCUGUUGGUGAUACCUUUCUCUUUAUUCUCAGUAAGGUUUUCAAAGUGGAGCAACCUGAGCAUGCACUGAAGAUUUGGGCAGAAAUGAAGCAUUUUGAAGUAAUCCCUGAUUCAAGUCAUUAUAUAAUGUUAGUGGAAGGGCUAGCAAAAUCUGGAUGGUUAGUUAAAGCCAGGGAAUACUAUGAUGAGAUGAGAUCCUGUGGAUUUUCGGACGAACCCAAGCUCAAGGAGCUAUUGGAGGAACCAAAGCAACACAGUGGCCAUGUGAGGCAGAGAGGUCCUACAGAGAUUAAGAGAAAUAAACAAUUAAAUGCAUGGAAAGGAAAGAAACUAGGAUAAAAGAAAAAGGUCAAUGCUAAUAAGAGAUGAAGACAUCAGGAAAUGGUUCUAUCUUAAAGUCUGUAUGCAUAAAGCUGAAAAUUCUUCCCUUCUUUUACUAUCUUUUAAAAUUGAAGGUUGUCCAUUUGGGGACACUGACUACUCCCUCCAUGAGGGAUGCUGGACCUGGGGCUAUACUUUGGAUGUACGGUGGGAGAAUUGACAUUGGUAGAUGUGUGAUUCGGCUCGAGGAUGCAAUCUCUUCUAUUGAUGAUAUGGGAAGAUCUUUAAUCCAUUACAAGCUCAACCAAAUCUUGGUGAAGCCUAAAAGAAAAGAGUUCCAAGACUGACAUCAUGGGCAGCUAAAAACAGCAUCAUAGAAGGUGAAAACCCUAGGCACUCACAUAAUUUGUAUUGAUCUGUCCACUUUUACGAUUGGCUUUAAUACAUGAUAACCGCUGUAUGCUUCAGAAACAAACGAUGAAAACCAAGGUGGUCAGGUUGUUCCAAGUUAUUUGAUGCGUUUGAGUUUCAUCCUGAUAUUUAUGGA